Messenger RNA from Staurois parvus, 331 nucleotides. The record is from the annotation of a GenBank genome assembly. Lineage: Eukaryota; Metazoa; Chordata; Amphibia; Anura; Ranidae.
CGGUCAUGUGAUCAGCUGUGUCCAAUCACAGCUGAUCACAUGGCACAUGUACACUGAUCAUCAGAGCACUGAUGAUCAGUGUGCCCUGAUGAUCAGUGUAGCCCCAGCAGUGCCACCUGUCAGUGUCCAUCAGUGCCACAUCAAUGUCACAUAUCAGUGCCUACCAGUGCACGCCAAUGCCACAUAUCAGUGCCCAUCUGAGCUGCCUUUCACUGUCACCCAUCAGUGCCAGUCAGUGCCACCUAUCAAUGCCAGUCAGUGCCACCUAUCAGUGCUGCAAGUCAGUGCCACCUAUCAGUGCCAGUCAGUGCCACCUAUCAGUGCACAUCAG